CAUACACACACAAAAUACAAAUGUGCAGAAAAUAAAGGAGAAAAUGCUUUAGUGUGUGAAGCUGUGAGUGUGAGCUGAAGUUCUCAGCAGGACAGAGCAGAGUGUUGGAGAUACACAGGGUGGAGAACAUCAGCAUGAUGGUAUCUAUGUUAUCUCUUUCCUCCAGCUGUCUUCACGUCUCGGCUUCACGUGACCGUGUGUGUGUGUGUGUGUUCUGUCCAGAUCUACAGUCUGGGCUUAUGAAGCUCUUCAGAGGUUCUCCUCAAUCCUGCUCCUGAUCUUCAGAUCUUCUCUCUCUCUCCAUCACACCAUCUAUCCAUCAUCAGUCCCUCAAUCUCUCACUCUACCAAAAGGGUUAUCUAUCUUUCUUUCCUUCUUAAACAUCAACACGUACUUUAACUCCUCUUUAGAGGACUUAGCUAGUCCGCCUUUACUGCUGUUGAAAAUAAACGUCAUCACCGCCUCCUGACCAAUCAGAAUCCAGCAGAGUGUUUAAUCAGGCGGAUUACCCGGGGCAGUGUUCGGGAUAGAUAACCUACUUCGUAUUGCGCAAACCAGUGCGCAGGUGUGACGCGCAGAACACAUAUGCUUCACAGCGAUCACUGAACGGGAGCUGCAGCAGGAUUUCAUCAACAUCGGGAAAAAAUAAAAACUUUUUUUUUUUUUUUUUUAGCAGAAGGCCAUUCCUGUGGAGAUCACAGCGCAUGGAAUGAGAGAAGAGCUUAAAGACACAGUGAUGGCAGGACCGAGGCCAGUGGUUUUCAGCGGUCCCUCAGGUGCUGGGAAAAGCACACUACUUAAAAUGCUGCUCAAAGAGUUCGACGGUGUCUUCGGCUUCAGCGUCUCCCAUACGACACGGAAACCUCGUCCAGGGGAGGAGAAUGGAAAAGAUUAUCAUUAUGUCAGCAGAGAGGAAAUGCAGGCAGGAAUCACUAAAGGAGAUUUUAUUGAGAGCGCAGAAUUCUCAGGGAACAUGUACGGAACAAGUAAAGCUGCGGUCCAGGCUGUUCAGGCCCAAAAUCUCAUUUGCAUUUUGGACAUUGACAUGCAAGGAGUGAAGAGCAUUAAGAAAACCAAUUUAAACCCCAUCUAUAUCUCCAUCCAACCUCCAUCCAUGGAUGUGCUGGAGAAGAGGUUAAGAGCAAGAAAGACUGAGAAUGAGGAGAGUUUACAGAAGCGUCUCCAGACUGCACUGGUCGAAAUGGAGUUCAGUAAAGAGACUGGUCAGUUUGAUGUGGUCAUCAUUAACGAUAAUCUGGAUGAAGCCUACGGGAAAUUAAAAGCAGCUCUUCUGCAGGAAAUCCAAAAAGUCAAAAGCACCACCAAAGCCUGAAGGUCCACUGUCCAGCUCCUGGAGACCAGCACUCAGAGACAGCAACAUUCCACACACACACACACACAUACACACACACACUCUGCUUACACACUCCUCUCCCUCACACACAGCUGAUGUAUUCAUACAGCUUGUGAAGGGAAAAUGUUCUUUAAAUAAACAGUUUCUUCGUUUUUUUAUUUUUAAUCAGUGAUUACAUUUAAGUCACUAGUUAGUGUUCUGGAGUGAACUUAACUAACCCUCACUCCACCUAAACUUACAGUGCAGAGCAUUGUGGGUAAUACACACCCAGGACCAUAACCUACUCAGCUCCACAAGCUGAAGGAGAAAUGUCCAGUGUGUGGGCGGAGUUAUCUUUCAGCACAGGUAGUGUAUUUUGGACGUUAUUACACACUUAUACUUUAUUGAACUGACGAUCUAAACAUCACGGUGUAGCGAUAUCAGCUACACCUGGUGUUCAGUAAUGAUGUCAUUGUGUGAUUUUAUUUUCCUUAUCUAAUCUUCAUCAUCAGAGCUUCUGCACCUGAGCAGUUCUCAUAAACAUCACCAAAAAAACUAAAACAUCAGGUCAAUUUAGAAAUAAAGAAUAAAGAAAAUCUAAAGUUGGCACAAUAUUAAAAAUGUACACUUUGAAUUUUUAAGAAAAAUCUCCGUUUGUUUUCUGAUUUUUUUAUUUCAUUAUUCCUGAGCUUGUUAAAGUUCAUUAGCGAAUCUUAUUGAAAAAUACAUGGUGUGUUAUAUUUUUCUGAAUUCCUUUCAGAGGAACCGGACGCUGUACAGGUCAGCUG
Messenger RNA from Hemibagrus wyckioides, 2121 nucleotides. RefSeq names its product guanylate kinase-like. Bases 710 to 1333 code for a protein of 207 amino acids. Gene Ontology annotation, molecular function: GMP kinase activity. The record is from RefSeq and is a predicted model, not a curated record. Gene Ontology annotation, cellular component: cytosol. Lineage: Eukaryota; Metazoa; Chordata; Actinopteri; Siluriformes; Bagridae. The transcript has 8 exons. Gene Ontology annotation, biological process: purine nucleotide metabolic process.